AUGGCAGGUUUCAACGCAUUGCUCUUGAUCACAGGAGCCUGGCAUGUCCAUGAUCACUACUACAAACUCAUUCAUGAGCUGGAGAGCCAUGGUAUAAAAGUCAUAUGCGAGCGCCUUCCAACAAACAAUAACGCUGUGCCACCAAAUAAAACAAUACAAGAUGAUAUCGACUUCAUCAAAGGCCUCCCCUCUAAGGAAGUUGCAGCAGGCACGCACUUCACUGUCAUUGCCCACUCAUGGGGAGGCAUGCUGGCUUCUGCAGCUUUGGCAAGCUUUGCUGUUUCCCCCGAGUCAAAAGAAGGGGGCGUCACGGACAUGAUCUUCGUCGCCGCCUUCGUGCCUUCGGAAAAUGAUUCAUUGACCGGUCUCUUUGGUGGAAAGCUGCCUCCGGCACUAGUUCCUCAAUCAGAUGGAACUCUUGUGCCGACUGAUCCCAUUCAACUUUUCUAUCAUGACCUGCCGGAGGAGGAAGCCCAAUGGGCCAAGAGUACCACGGUAGCCCAUGGAACGGAUGUACAAUGCGCUCCUAUCAAUUGUCAGAAAGUGGCAUGGCGUGUUGUUCCGCUGUCCUACACCAUUUGUGAGGAGGAUCAAGGAUUGCUCAGCUUUUUGCAGGAGGGCAUGAUUGAAAAGGUUGAAGAACAGGGGGUCAUCGUUCAGAAGUAUCGGUUGCCUUCCUCUCAUAGCCCUUUCCUGAGCAUACCCCAGAAGCUUGCCAGCAUCGUGUUGGAGAUCGCGAACUCACGAUAA
This is a messenger RNA of Fusarium verticillioides 7600, 750 nucleotides long. RefSeq lists its product as hypothetical. The transcript has a single exon. Bases 1 to 750 code for a protein of 249 amino acids. NCBI's taxonomy places the organism in Eukaryota, Fungi, Ascomycota, Sordariomycetes, Hypocreales, Nectriaceae. The record is from RefSeq and is a predicted model, not a curated record.